Molecule: messenger RNA, 16173 nt
Organism: Coregonus sp. 'balchen'
Lineage: Eukaryota; Metazoa; Chordata; Actinopteri; Salmoniformes; Salmonidae
Source: the annotation of a GenBank genome assembly
UGGUCACAACGACAAAGCGAAUAUGAAAAUGAUGACAGUUAGCUAGCCGGCUAAUCCCUCGCAUGAUUUAGUUGCUGUACAUUUCACAGUUCAUAGGUUUAUGAAGAAAUGGACAUGGUCAGGGGACCGGUAAGUGAGAAACAAUUGUAUCUCAGAUUGUACAUAAUAUAUGGUUAGUAGCUACAGUACAACGAGCAAGUGGAAGGAUACAUGUCAGCUCUGAGUUGCUAGCUAUUGUUAGUUAUACGGAGACUAUAACGAAGUCAAUACAGUACUGAGACUGUCAAAGGCUUUGGUGUAGGCAUCUAGUAAUUAUGGCAUGAAUUAAUCCUCCUAACUAGUUGCGUCAUUUCAAGCAAACUAAUUAAUUAACUAACUAGCUAAUGGACUGAAAAUAGUAUUUUAUCAAAUAAAUAGCUAGCUAGCUGGCUACUCAAAUAUGGGGGAGGGGGUGGUGUCAGUGUUAGCUAGGUUACGUCACUCCCACAUCAUUGACAGUUAGCCAUGUAAAUAGUGAAAAGAACAUCUCUCUCCUAUGAACAACAACAAGCUCUCGCUUACUGUCACUCGUGCUGGUUAUUUUGAAGCCACCUAGCUACCAGUAGGGGCUGUAUGUAAUUCAGUGAGGCAGUGUUACCAUUAGCUAGUCAUUUUUGUAAGCUGUCUUGUUGUGUCCAAUGUUGUUUACUGUAUUCAAUACAGGGCUGAAUUUAGAAACGGAUUUUGAGUUUUUCAAGUUGAAUUUCACCAGUCUAUGCAUCAGCAUUGCCAUGGACAAAUCUCAGUGAUGGAGUCCCAGAGGAAAAGGUAUGUAGCCCCUUGGUAGGGUGUUGUCAAUAAAUGUUAUGUGAUCAUCAUAUGACAACUCAUCAACUCAUAAUAUUCAUCAUGUAAGUCUGUGCCCUCACAAAGCUCUUAUUGUUUCUUUAGUUAGCUACUGUAACUUCUGUUCCAGGGCAUGUUUUGUCUUGGUAGUUCAAAAACAAUGUCUCCUCUAUCAGUGCGGUUGUUCAGAAUCCUUGAGACAUGACUUGUCUGUCUGACUGUCUGUCUACUUCUGUGUGUGUUCUCCAGCUCUGGUGAGGAGGACAGUUCAGGGGAGCGAGGUUUGCUCCACACCUGGAAGGGCUACUCCUAUAGUGUUACCCCAGAGAGAGUGCUCCUGUCCAGGCCUGUGCUGCAGGCUGCCCUGGGGACACGCCAUGGGGUUCUACUGGUGGAGGGUGAGAGUAUGGACAGCCUUUGAUAUGAUGGCAACACUCUAAAAUGUAUGAUUAGCCUGCUUUAAUCUAUAAUUCAAAUAUGUAUUUAUUUAGCAUUGGGUUUGUAUACUGACGUACACAUAUUACUGGAAAUAAUUUCUAAUAGAUCCUCUUGUCUAAUGACUUGAAUGUUGUGUUGUGAUGUAUUUAGGCGGGCAGGUGUACAGCCUCGGUGAGUUGCCAUGGAAACAGAGCCAGGUGUCGGAUGUGGGCCCCCUGAAGCCCAUCCUAGAGAGCGCUCUCAGCGGCCAGCGCGUGGUCGUCGUGGCAGCAGGCAGCUUCCACAGCGGGGCGGUGACUGAGGAUGGCGGGGUCCACAUGUGGGGGGAGAACUCCUCCGGCCAGUGUGGCCUGUCCAGCCUCGCCGUAGUCCCCAACCCUACUCCAGUGGCUGUCCUGGACCCCGACACUAGCACCCCUCAGACCAUCCGGGUCCUGGAUCUGGCCUGCGGGGAGCAGCACUCCCUUGCUCUCUCUGCCCAGCACGAGGUGUGGGCCUGGGGCAGCGGCUGCCAGCUGGGCCUGGUCACCACCAUAUUCCCCGUGUGGAAGCCCCAGAAGGUGGAGCACCUGGCGGGCAGACACGUCCUCCAGGUGGCCUGUGGGGCCUUCCACAGCCUGGCCUUGGUGCGUUGCCUACCCCCUCAGGAGACCCGGCGGCCCCUGCCAGACAAGUGUGGCCAGUGCAACCAGCUACUCUACACCAUGACGGACAAGGAGGACCACGUCAUUAUCUCAGAUAGUCAUUACUGCCCCCUAGGGGUGGAGCUGCUGGCUGAGGGAGAGGCCAGGCUGGGGCCUGGAGGGUCCCCUCCACCAGGGCUCCAGAGCUCCCCUUCAGAGCCCCUCCUCUCCUCUCAUACCACUGUCUCGGCCUCAGCACCUGGUCCCCAUCCCUCCAUAACAGAACAUACAGACUAUGAGAGGGGGAGGACAGUGGCACAAAAUGGGGAAGUCUUAACCACCACAGACUGUGACAUCUCUGUUGCUGGGACAGACUCUGGUCUAACUGUUGGAGGUGUGGGGGGUGCAGGGUCUCAGAACUCCCCCUACCCUGAUGAUCAGGCAGUGAAAGAAUAUCUGAAGAAACUGUCUGACACCUCUUUGGCUGAGGAGACUGCCAAGAUGACCAUAGCAGGAGCAAGUUUUCAGGUUAGUAGUGAUGAUUUGAUGCUUUAAGCAUAAAGCUACCCAUUUUUGCACACUUGGUGGGUGACAAACUGACUUUGUGAGUUUGAGGUGUUUGAAAAGUGACAAUGAGCUGUCACACUGUGUUUCCUGGGUCAUGUUCAUUAAGGCACGCAAAGGUAAAACAAUUUGUCUUAGGAAAACUAAAAUGUGCUUUUGUUAUAGGUCCAGGAAGUCUCCCUGUUUCUGUCAGUUUUCUUUUGUGUGGUGCCUAAUGCACACUGUGUUUGUUUCAGCCCCCAGCAGAUAGCCUUGACCUCCUGACCUCUAACCUCAUCCCCGGUGUCAUGCCGGUGACGACCACCAGCUCUGCCCUCAACAGCCUGGUCUCAUCCUGUGCCUCUGCCGUGGGCGAGAGAGUGGUCUCCACCUACGAGGCUCUGUCCCUGAAGAAAAUGAUUAACUACUACUACCCUGGGGUUGGGGGUGUAGCAGGAGUACCCGGUAGGGUACAAGGCGGGUUUCCAGGGGGGCCUGCGGAGGAGCGGGUGCGUCUGGAGGAGUCCAUGCAGGGGAAGAAGAGCUGCAGCACGGGGGAUAUCCGUGAGGAGGAGGCCGAGGGCCUGAGUCGACGUCUCUCUCUGCCUGGACUCCUCUCUCAGGGUAGAUACGCUGUUCAUCUCUUAUCCUCCUCCUCUGCUCAUCGCUUCUUAUCCUCCUUAUCUUCCUCCUAUACUCUGAUGUGUAAGUAUGUGUGUGUGUGUGUGUGUGUGUGCUCAUCCAGCCUGCAAACAUAUCAAACCUCCAUCUAAACUACAGUUCUAUACAGUAUGUUUGAGAAUGCUGUGAAGGCUCACCAGUUGUCUCAUUGUGGUGUUAUUUGGAUCUUAUGUGUGUAAGUUAUGUGGGUUGGAGUCAGUGAAGGGUGGUUUUUGUUCUGAGAUUAAAGCACUUAGCCAUAGAGGAAUGUGAGGCCAUAUUAAUGUGAGGACUUAAUCAGAAGGGUUGUAGUAAGGAAUGAGAGAGGGAUGGAAGGAGAGAGGAGUGAGAGAAUAAGAUGGAGAAGAGAGAAAGGAGCGAGAGUCAGAGUGAGAUAGUGAGGGAAGGAGAGUAAGAACUGAGAAAGUGAGAGUGAGAUGUAUGUGUGUGAGGAAGAGAGAGUGAGGGAAAAGGAGAGGGGGUGGAGAGGGCAAGAUGGCCGUGAUAAUCUCUUGAGAGAUCCAGUCAGUGGUAAUGCCUGCUGUAGCGGAGGAAUCUUCUAUUGUCACUUUGGUAUGGUGACAGCUGAACGGUAGGAUUUGUCCCUAGCUCUCCGAGGGUGUCUCAGGGGGAGUUGGGAUAUGCAAAAAAACACAUUUGACACAUGAGAAUAAUACACAUUUGUACAUAUCCUGGGACAAAUAUACACACCCACCAAAUGAUUAUUAUUAGCUUCCUGCUGCAGCCAGGGAGGGGACAGACAGCUCACCGCUCCCCUCUUGGUGGCUCUCCUCUGGGCUGACAGAUGGCUCUUUGUGGGGGACAUACGGCUCUCCGUGGGGGACAGGAUGUCACAGUGGAAACAACCAACCCACGCCAGCUCAGUGAUGUCUCGGUCCGUCUGUCCUCAUUAACACUCCCUCCCAUACGCUUACUGUGGUACAGGACCUGGCUCUGGCGGGGCUCAAUGACUCAUCACCUGGAGGAUGCUGUGAGGGCUGUGUUUCUGUGUUUCUGUGUUAUUGUGGGGGCUUCUUAGAAAUGUUUUGGUUUUCAGAGUAGAUUAAAAUAGCUCCAUGACUAAACCAGUUAUCCUGAGAAAUUCUUUAGACAAAGGUUGUUUACACUCACCUGUGGAACAGAGAGGAAUUAAUCCAUAACAUUAGCUGCAAUUGACCCCAUAACUGAAAAUGGUUUGAGAUGAAGCAUAGAAAAUGUAUAAUUAAGAAACCUAUCUGUCGGGCCUCCCGAGUGGCGCAGUGGUCUAAGGCACUGCAUCGGGUUUGUUCCCAGGCUGUAUCACAACCGGCCAUGAUCGGGAGUCGCAUAGGGCGGCGCACAAUUGGCCCAGCGUCGUCCGGUUAGAGGAGGGUUUGGCCGGGGGGGGGGCUUUACUUGGCUCAUCGCGCUCUAGCGACUCCUUGUGGCGGCCCGGUCGCCUGCAGGCUGACCUUGGUCGUCAGUUGAACAGUGUUUCCUCCGACACAUUGGUGCGGCUGGCUUCCGGGUUAAGCGGGCGGGUGUUAAGAAGCGCGGUUUGGCAGGUCAUGUUUCGGAGGACGCAUGCCUCGACCUUCGCCUCCCAAGCCAGUUGGGGAGUUGCAGCGAUGAGACGAUCGAAAUUGGGGAGAAAAGGGGAGGGUAAAAUUCAACAACAAAAAAUUAAAAAACAUUGUCUGUCUCCGUCUGUAGUGUCCCCCAGGUUGCUGCGGAGGGCCAGCCGGCCCAGGGUGCGAGCGGUGCCCCUCACCCCUGUGGGAGGGCUCCCAGAAGCAGGGGAGCUGCUCCCCUCCCUGCAGACUGAGGUGUGGAGCUGGGGGCGGGGCGAGGAUGGCCAGCUAGGCCAUGGGGACAACCUCCCCAGGUCAGUGUCCACUCUACACCAAUCACUGAGGGCUGGGGAUGAGGACCAUGAUGAUUGACAGUUAUGUAGACCAGUAAAGCAUCAGAGUAUGAGCACUGAAUCUGAUCUAGGAUCUGUUUGGCCUUUGAGAUCAUAAUGAAUAAGAUUACAUGGACAGGGAGGACCUGAUCCUAGAUCAGCACUCCUACUCUGAGAUGCUUUGGCCCUGGUUGUUGACUGAGAGGUGUUUUGUCUCUGACUUGCAGGCUGCAGCCACUGUGCAUCAAAUGUCUGAGCAGUAAGGAGGUGGUGCUUGUGGCUGCUGGGGCACAUCACUCCCUGGCCCUGACUGCACAGUCCCAGGUCAGGAACUAGAAUAUCACUCCCCAUCCUCUUUACUCUACAUGGGAAUCUGAGUCUGAGUGAUUCCUUCCAACUGUGUGAACAUUUGUGUGUGUUCAAGGUCUUCUCCUGGGGUAGUAACAGCUCUGGCCAGCUAGGACACAUGGAGUCUCCUACUACUAUCCCUCGCCUUGCCAAGGUACUACAGUGUUUCUUUCUAUUGAAGAAAAUGGUGCCCAUACAGUCAUCUUUACCACACACUAACCCAGUGUUUCCCCUUUAUUCAUUUAGCAGCGGCGCCCAGCCACUGAAUGGUGUUCUUUGCCACAAGUCUUUAGUAUUACACAAUAACACUAGAGCCUAUAUUAACAUAAAUCCCAGGAGACACCCUGUUCUGGGGCUAAGUCUCAAUGGAAAAGCACCCUAAGCUGCUUAUAGUAAUCGCAAAUCAUGGGACAUAAAUAUGAAUAUUGAAUUUGUGCAGGACUGCGUGUGCGAGCUGGAACUGUUCAUAGGAGCCUAUCUCCUGUUUCUGUAGCAUGAGGCAGCUUGAUGUACAAGGACACCCCCUGGACAUGACACUAGUCUAUCGCAGGGCCUUACCCCCAAUCUAUCUCCUUAAUGCUGAUUGCCAAGCAGAGACUCAUCGGGUCCCAUUUUUACAGUCUUUGGUAUGACUCAGCCGGGGAUCGAACUCCCAACCUUCCAAUCUCAGGGUGGACACUCUAACCACAAGGCCACUGAGUUGUAGAAUCCUAGCACAACACAAAAGGCUGUAUGUACAGUUAUCUGAUCUGCUCUGUUUGUCCCUGGUGUGACCCUGUAGCUGUCUGAGGGGAUCCGUGUAUGGGACGUGGGUGCGGGGGUGCAGCACACCCUCUUCCUGGCCGAUGGGGACUGUUACCAGCCCAUCCUCUACUAUAGCGGACAGCAGGUCAGAGAGGGGGCGCAGGACGCACCCCAGGACCAGACAGGGGGGUACAGCUACACCCAGCAACCCGUGCUGCUCCCCUUCUGCAUGAACGUGAGUAGUGGACCACACACACACUGUACUGGACCCAUGCUGUGUUCCACUUGAGUGUAGUCAGCGUCUGCUUCGUGAUUUCCACUGACAUUUGUGUGUGCGCGUGUAUCUGUGUUUUAGUUGGGCUACGUGAGCGGUGUGUUUGCGGGGGGCCAGAGCUGCGUGGCGCUCGCCGACCGUAACGUCAUGGGUUUCAUCGCCAGCCUCCACGAGCUGGCUGCUGCUGAGAGGAAGUUCUACUGCAAGCUGAGCUCUGUGAAGAACCACAUACUACGCCCCCUGUUGGACCUGGGUGAGAACUACUGCUGUCGCCCAAGCUCCACUGGACAGAGGCCAUGGGUCAGAGGUUAGGGAGGGAGAGGGAGGGAGGGAAGGAUGAGUUUUAUUAUAAUGGUAACCAUGUCCAAUCAAAAGCAAAAAAGUGAUCGGUUCGCAUUCAAAAAGAUCUGGCAUAAAGCGUACUUUUUGUUAAAUGUAAUUUUUUUACUGCAUCAGAAUAGCUUACACAGAGUGCAGACCUGUAACUUUUGGUUAACCAUGUGCUGGAAUAGAGUACGUUUAGAGUAAGUAUCAGGUCGAUUAUCUCUUGGAUGUGUGUGUUUUCUUUCGCAUAGUGUUUGUUAACAGGUGUGUGUGGGGUGUGUUCUCCGUCUACCCCUCAGAGUCGUUGAGUACAGCCCUAGGCCCCGCGUCCACAGUGCUGCUACAGAGCCUGGCGAGGUGUUAUAGUCGCCUGUGUCACCUGACUGGCCAGCACUCCGCCUCCCUCACCGCCAACCUGCGCCGCCGCCGGGAGGUUAAAAGCCUGGUUAUGCUGGAGCACGCCAGCAUCUUCCUGGACACGUACAAUGAGUAUGUACAGUUGUGUACACACACACACACAAUAUCUGGCACUAACUUCUUUACAAACAGCACCUCUGUACCAUCUGAUCUGAGAAAUGCCCUCUCUUUGUUAGUUGGUUGUUAUUUGGGUUUUAGUAGGUUGUGUACAUGCAGUUCUGCGUGUAUAAUGACCUCUCCUUCUCUCCUCCUCUCUUUCCGUUCCUUCCCCCCCUCAUCUCUCCCUGCCAGGUACUGCUGCUCUGUGGGUAACUUCCUGGUGAUGGGGGGAUUCCAGGCUCUGGCCAAGCCCUCGCUGUGAGUGUAUACACACACACACACACACACACACACACACACACACACACACACUAGGACAUCUAGCAGCCCUAGCUUAUUAUCCUUACCGUUUACAUGCUCAUUAUAUGUUCAUUAUCUUUACCAUUUACCUAGGCCUGUGUGCUCAUUAUCCUUAACGUUGACCUAAGCCUGUGUCAGAGGACAGCUGUUUGAUGCCUACUCAUUCUGCACACAAUGAGACUCAGGAAGCUCAUGCAGGUUUAAUUGGAAAGGGAAAAGUCAAGGGAUUCAUUCUAAUGAUAGCCCUACAUUUGAUAGAUUAUUUUUUAUUAUGAACCGGGUGGUUUGAGCCCAGAAUGCUGAUUGGCUGACAAAAAAUACCACGUAUACGACAAAAAUGUUUUACUGUUCUAAUUACAUUGGUAACCAGAGCCUAACGUAGAGCCUAAGAACAUCCCUUAGCCAUGGUAUAUUGGCCAUAUACCACACCUCCUUGGGCCUUAUUGCUUAAUUACAAACCAAUGUGAUUCUUCAUAAAUGCUUCAACCAAGACCGACUGAAUUACCCUUCUCAUACUUUUAACUGGACAAGUGAACAUUGAAUUAAAACAGGAAAUCUCCUCUCUUCCCCCUCCAUCCUCUCCCACACUCUCCUCUUCAAUCCUCUCCUCCCUCCAUCCCCUCCACCAUCUUGUGUUCCUCUGCUCAGAGAUUUCUUUGGGAAGUGUCCAGAGCUGUUGCAGCGGCUGGCAGAGUCCAGUGAGGAGAACAUUCCUCUGAGUGACCUGUUGGUGGCGCUCUUCUACCUGCCCAUGAGACACCUUCACGAGUAUGGCAGGCUGCUUCUCAAACUGGGAACCUGCUUCGAGGUGGUACGUGGAGGAACUAGGACCUGGGACGCACCACGCACGCACGCACGCACACACACACACACACACACACACCUUCAUACAUACUCUCACUUUCUUGUGUGUGUCGCUCUCUCUCUCUCUCUCUCUCUCUCCAUCCAGAGCUCAGUGGACUACCAGAAGCUGCAGGACGGCUGCUCUAAGUUUGAGGCCCUGGCUCUUCAUCUGAAGAGGAAGAGGAAGGAGGCAGAGUACACAUGCCACUUCUGGAAGAGCUUCCCUGGCAAGAUGACGGUCAGUGGCCUGGUCAGUUGGGUUGACCACAGCAGUCAGUGCCAGAUUCACACUAUUGGGCCAAUGCGAACCGUACUGUGCUCGGUCAGAUCUUUUUUCCCCCACAUUGUCCUUUCAAGCAUGGUUCCAGCAACUAUAACCAGGCCAGGACAGUACAGCUUGGUUCGGUUUGGCUCCAUAGUGUGAAAUGGGUAUAAGAUAUUUUAUUCAGCCCUAUAUCUCCAGCUUUCCAACCUAUUAUCCCAUUUGACCUGGCGUUCCUGUUCCAGGAUUCCCUGCGUAAGCCCCACCGGAGGCUGAUCUGUGAGAGCAGUAACAAGGCCCUGACGCUACAGAACUCUGGAAGGUUCUCUGUCAACUGGUUCAUCCUCUUCAACGAUGCACUCGUCCACGCUCAGGUAAACAGAGCUUCUUACAGCUGGCUCUUAGCCAAUGUCUUUCUUUCAUUCUUUCUUUACUUUCUUUCUUUCAUUCUUUCUUUCUUUUGUUUUUAACACCCUCAGAGCAUUUGAUAUUAAUAUAUCUGGUGUGUUGACUGACUCCUAUCAAGUUGUGUGUUUGUCUUUGUCCUAUCAGGGCGUGGUUCCCUAUAAAAGCCUUGUAAGUAUGCAGCAGCAGCCAGUGUACUGACCCCUAGUCAAUGCAGCGCCCCCGUGUGGCCAGGGCUUGGCUUAGGAACGUAGGCCUGCUGUAGCAGCUCUUUAGGCACCUGCUGCCUGCCGCAAACCACAAACACCGGCUUCACAGCUUGAAAUAGCACCCGCACAAACACACACAGUUUGUCUGAUCUUCUUUAUGCACAUACGGUGUACUAACUAACACCCGGCUGGAAAAAGCCUUAUUGAUUUGCUUUCUUGAAGCUCACAGUAAAGAAUGGUAGUUAUUUACCUUCUCUGCCUUCUCACUCAGGCUUUAGCUAAUAUAACUGCUCCUGAACAUUAGGAGCCCUACAGAGGGUUCUGUACACCUCUCUACAGUGUGCAGCUGGUCCUCAGCCGAGCCCAGUGCCCCGGCCCUCUGAUGCUAGCCUCAGGAUACUGUGUGGAAAGCUGAACUGAUACCUGUAAUAACUAAGGCUCUCUGCAGUAUAUUGCCUACUUUUAUGACAUUGUCGUAGUCAUAGCAACAUGUUGACUCUGCUUACAGACCUCAAUAUAAACACAAAUCCAAAAAGCUAAGACUGACGUUAUUGGGUCUUCCCAAUGUGUGCGUCUUGGUUAUCUAACUAAGAUGCCUUUUAACCCAUUAAGUUUUUGCGAUUCGGAGCCUUAGUUAUCAUUACUCUGAAACCAUGUGACACAACAUGUGAGGAUCAGCCAUCUCAGAUUCACUUCUCUCAAACAGUUUCUCUUCCUUUUUGAUUCAUGUUUAACUCCAAGGAGAACAUUUUCCUGUGAUGUGCCACUGUCUCUCUUAGUGUGCACCCACCUAGCUGUGUUUGAUGACGUAGUGAGCGUUUCUAGCCCCCGUCGGUUCCACCGUGUGUGCUGUGUCUGUCGGCCUGCCUCGUGCCCUGUUGCCCUCGCCUCUCUGUGUGCCAUGCAAAUUGGCAUCUAUUAGGUCAUGUGACUGUGUUAGCUCCAGUGCCCUGACUACUUCCCUGACUGUUGACCCAGUGUAUCUGUAGCUGAGUGUAUCUGUAUCCUGAUGUCUCUCUUCCCUCCCUCUCCUCCAGUUCUCCACCCACCACGUAUUCCCAUUGGCCACACUGUGGGUCGAGCCCAUCCCGGAGGAGAACACUGGGCUGUGAGUCUGUCAAUCACCCUAUCUGCCCAAUCACAGUGUGUUUAUCUGGUGUGUUAUUGAGCCCUUAGCUCAGGGUUUCCCAAACUCGGUCCUGUGGACCCCAAGGGGUGUACGUUUUGGUUUUUGCCCUAGCACUACACAGCUGAUUCAGAUAAUCAACUAAUCAUCAAGCUUUGAUAAUUUGAAUCAGCUGUGUAGUGUUAGUGCAAAAACCAAAACGUGCACCCCUUGGGGUCCCCAGGACCGAGUUUGGGAAACGCUACCUCAGCUGAACUGUGCUAUGUUCCAUCCAGGUAUGGACUGAAGGUGAUCUCACCUGAGGAGACCUUCACCCUGCUGGCCUGUUCUUCCAUGGAGAAGGUAGGCCACUAGCCAAUAACAAGGCCUCACUACUCACCUGCUCAAGUUACAAGUAUGUAGUGGGUGUGUCUUUGUAGGUUCUUAGUUGGGUUCUGUUUGUGGAGCUUGUGGUGACAGAUAGUGUAACAACCCAUUCGGUUCAAUUCAAUAUGACUAUUAACCGAUGUGUGUUCUCCAGGCCAAGUGGCUUCGCUCCAUCAACCAGGCAGUGGACCAGGCCAUGAGUGGGGCGGGGCAGUCAGGCUCAGGGGCAGGGCAGAGGGCGGAGCCUCCCAUCUCCCGGACCGCCUCCUACACCUUCUACAAGGACAGCCGUCUGAAGGAGGCCACCUACGAGGGCCGCUGGCUGGCCGGCAAGCCCAAUGGGAGGUGGGUCUGGCUGGGGAAGGAGGGAGGGAUGAGGGGUUGUGGAAAGAGCUGACUUAUUGUGUGUGUCUCCUUGUUUCCAGGGGUAUUGUGAAGUGGCCUGAUGGGAGAAUUUACACGGGGACGUUCAAGAACGGACUGGAGGAUGGGUCAGUCAGUGUUAAUCAAUCAAUAAAUCAAUUUAUCAAUCAGCGUGGUCAGAAAUAAAGGCAUUUCACAUUGUUCUGCUAUUUGUUUCUGGGUCAUAGUUUUGGAGAUUACGUUAUUCCCAGCAAGACGUUGAACAAGAACGACCACUAUCAAGGCCACUGGAAAGAAGGAAAGAUGCACGGCAUCGGAACAUUCAAGUGAGUCUGUUUGGCUUUGUGAGGAGUUAAGAGACCCGUCAGGUUAAUAAUCACCAUUUUGUAAGCGUGCCCUGGAGUUUGCAGACAUGUCUGUGUGUACGUUAGCUGUAGGGUUUCUGCUGUGUCUCCUAACAAUGUGACUGUCGUCUGUGCAGGUAUGCUACAGGUGAGUUGUACGAGGGCUCGUUCCAGGACAACAUGCGUCACGGUCACGGCAUGCUGCGCAGCGGCACGCUAAACUCCUCCUCCCCCAGCGUCUUCAUCGGCCAAUGGGUGCACGACAAGAAGACGGGCUACGGCGUCUUUGAUGACAUCACCAGGUAGUGGACCGCUCCAGCCCACCCUUUUCAUACUACCGAGCUGAGCUGUACUGAGCUGGCCUGAUUACGCAUCCACCAUAGUUUACUGAGCUAGCUCAGUACGGUUGGGGUUGGAAUGAUAGUGUGAAAAGGGUAUUAGUGUAUCUGAAGUGCUGCUGAUGUUACGUGGUGACCUGACUGCCUGUGUUGUUCCUGUGUGUUCCGUCAGAGGAGAGAAGUACAUGGGCAUAUGGCAGGAUGACCAGCGGCAGGGCACGGGCGUCAUAGUAACCCAGUUUGGCCUGUACUACGAGGGAGCCUUCAACAACAACAAGAUGCAGGUGAGUCCUGGGCAGUGGGGGUCUUCCUCCUGAAGAUAUUAGAGGAAAUGAAGAUGAUCUUCUCUCCAUUUGCUCUUUCUCUCUCGCUCUCUCUCAGGGCACAGGGGUCCUGCUGUCUGAGGACGACACCACAUAUGAAGGAGAGUUCUCGGAGGACUGGACUCUCAACGGAAAGGUCAGUGAAAGAAGAGACAAGCCUGAACACUCUCUCUCUCUCUCUCUCUCUCUCUCUCUGUGUGUCUGUCUGUAUCUAUCUCUGUCACACACACACACAGCUUGCACUCACACACAUUUUUGCUUAGCCACAUACAUUUUACAGACAUUAGUCCAGACAUGUAUAAUACAGCACAUUGCUCUCCCUCCCUCUCCUAUCCCUCAGGGUGUGCUGACCAUGGCUAAUGGGGACUACUUUGAGGGCUCCUUCACCGGGGAGUGGGGUUCCGGCCUGAAGGUCACCGGAUCCUACUUCAAACCCAACCUCUACCACUCAGACGGGGACAAGGGCCGCGCUGUGUAAGUCUCUGUAUCAUUCAAUGCCAUUGGUUUUAGUAUGGUGGAGGAUUAGCAUAUUCAAAGAUUUUGGUCUUGAUUUAGGUUUUGAUCUUGAGUGUUUUUUUUUGUUUUUAAAUCAUAUAUAAUGUUAGCAAGGCAAUCUGUCUACAGGAGAUGUUUUUUGCAUCUAUGCCUUGUUAAAGUGUUGAAAGUUUUGAAAUGAACCCAGUCAAGUGAAUGUGUGUGUAUGUGACCAUAGAAAUAGUCUAUUCAUUCCUUUUACGUGUGUCUCCAGUAAGUUGGGGCGCCUGGCGGUGCGUCCGGAGGAGAAGUGGAGGGCAGUGUUUGAGGAGUGUUGGAGGAGGCUGGGCUGUGAGGCCCCUGGCCAGGGAGAGAACCAGAGAGCCUGGGAGAACAUCGCUGUAGCCCUGACCACCAGCAGGAGACAGCACAGAGACAGGUAGAGAGAACAGAGACACACACAGUACACACAGUACUCACAAUCCACCUCACACACUCUCUCUCUCUCUCUUCUCCUCUCUCUCUCUCUCUCUCUCUCUCUCUCUCUUCUCUCUCGUCCUGUCUCGCUCGGUCUCCGUCUCUGGUCCUCUCACACGUCUCUGGCGUCUCUACACGAAUCCUCUCUUUUUCCAUCCUUCUUACUAACUUUCUCUCCCAUCACGAGUUCUCUCUCACACUCUCUCUCUCACACUCUCUCACACUCUCUCUCACACACUCUCACACUCUCACACACUCUCACACUCUCACACUCUCACACUCACACACACACACACACACACACACACACAGAGAGUACAGUAGUCUGUGAUAUUGAUGUUUGUGUUCCAGCCCGGAGUUGAACCUGAGUCGGACUCAUAAUAGAACUCUGGAGAGUCUGGAGUUCAUCCCCCGCAGCAUGUUGGCCCUUUUACCAUGGAGAAGUAUGACAGUAUCCGCCGUUACCUCAUCAAGGUGAGCCAACGACCCCAGGUGACUUACUAACCCCAACCCUCCUGAUCCCCCCUCAGCAGAUGGACCCACGCACCAACGUGUGUCUGACGAACAAACAUACCAGCACAUCACCGUUUGCUUCAGUAUGGUUCAAGAAUAAUAAUAAGGAAGAAAUGUCUGAACCUCGUCCUGAGGUGCCCCUCUUCAUACUGAUUUACUCUCUUUAGUUCUAACAUCUGAUUUAUUCUCGUAGAGAAAACAUCACAAAAUAUUAAUAUCCUGAAACUCACACAUUAACCGUAACUGUCCUCCAUUUUGUGCCCCCCCCCAGGCAUGUGACACACCCCUGCACCCCCUGGGCAGGCUGAUGGAGACCCUGGUGGCUGUCUACAGGAUGACCUAUGUGGGGGUGGGGGCCAACCGCCGCCUUCUACUGCAGGCUGUCAACGAGAUCAUGUCCUACCUGGCCCGCAUCUUCCAGCUCGUCAGGUGCGUGUGUGUGAGAAUUGCCUAAAACAGUUAGAUACUAUUUUUCCAUUCAGUUUGACCCUAGGCUAGCCUGUGUAAGCUUAUAUCUGUGUGGAAUCUUAUCCAUGUAUGCCUAAUGUUUGUGUCUCUCAGGUUCCUGUUCCCAGAUCUGCCUGAGGAGGGUGGCGCGAUCCCUGAACCAUCCUCUGACUCCCAGGACAAGAAGGACUCCAAUUGCACAGACAACCAGCUAGAAUCCCCCAAACCUGGGUACGACCAUAGCAUAUCCAUCCUGUGGAGAGGCUUCAGUGGUGUGGCUAUGUAGCAAUCAUAUACUGAAGCCAUUGUCGUCUUAGAGAUGACUUGUAGAUAAAUAUGUAGGCUAUGUAUUUAUGUUUUGAUUUGAUUGAGAACAUCUACAACAUGGAUCUGUUGCAGUGGAGGGUCCAAUGGGAGCUACCUAUGGGGGAUUAUGUACAAAACUAUAGAAGAUUACAUUACAGUAUGUCUUAUGUAAAAGAGCAUAUGUCACUGUUCUUUAAAUACAGUUUUCUUCCGGAAGAAAAAUAAGUAUUUAAGCCCCUGAAUGUGUGUGUUGAAUGAUGUCCUGUGUGUGUGGUUUCCCCAGGCGUGUGGUGAGUAGCUCAGCUCUGCUCCUGCCAGUGUUGCUGCCUCGUCUCUACCCCCCUCUCUUCACCCUGUACGCCCUGGAGAAGGAGAGAGAGGACGACGUGUACUGGGAGUGUGUCCUCCGCCUCAACAAACAGCCAGACAUGGCCCUGCUCGCCUUCCUCGGAGUGCAACAGUGAGUCUCUCUCGGACUGACCAUUGAGGUCAUGGAUGGGAAUGAUUAGUAGCCUUUUACGACCGUUCUGAUCUAGCAAUCUUACAUUCUGUUGAAUCCAUGUAGCGAAACAGAAUGUAAGCUCGCGAGGUCAGGAUAGUCGUACGAGGCUAAAUGAAAAGGGCCACAAGUUUUUUUCCGAUCAUGUAACCUGACCUGGAAAAACUGUAGUUAUAGCAUGUAAAAAUUAUUCUCUUUUUGCUUUUAGUAAGUUUUGGCCUGUUUCGGUUCCAGUACUGGGGGAGAAGACUGAGGUAUGCCCUCCUGUGGGUGAAAUAUGUUACACCAAGUACAUGUUAGACUGUCCUUACUGACCAUCUCUCUCCUCUUUCUAGGUUGUAUCCAGCACAAAAGACGCCUGUUUUGCCUCAGCAACGGAGACCUUACAGCAGAUCAGGUAGGCUUUAUCCAGAGCAGAUCUAUAUCGUCAUGAAUGAAUGAGUCUCAUGCACUCUUUAAGUUAUGAUAUUGUAGUUAUGUGGUUGAUGUGUAUUAAGGCCGUUUCUUUGUUUUCAGCACAACGUUCACCCCAUCCGACAAGCUGCAGGUGAUCCAGCUGACCUUCGAGGAGAUCACCAAGGAAGUGAUGUCAUCUCUGAAGGAUAACUUCCUGUGGUCCAUGGACGACCUGUUUCCUGUGUUCCUCUACGUGGUGCUGCGCGCCCGGUGAGUUGAUGAACCCACACGUCUCUAUGCUCCUCAGAGAUGCACGGACAUCCAUGAUUUUUCUCCAAUUAGAAUCAGAACUACAAAUCAAUUUAUAUGUGUGUGUGUGUCGUGUGUUAACCAAGGCUGUGUUUCUCUUCAGGAUCAGGAACCUGGGGUCAGAGGUGAGUCUGAUCGAGGACCUGAUGGACCCCUGUGUACAGCAUGGAGAACACGGCAUCAUGUUUACCACACUCAAGGUACACACACUCACUUAUAGCAUACAUUCUAUGGCAGAUACCAUCCAAAUGCGCACACACACAGACAAACACACGAGAAACUCAUAACUUAUUCAAAUACUUAUAACAUAUUCAUGUGAUCGAUGCAUGGUUACACGCACUGCUUCAUAGGGAAUAAAUGAAGCUGUAAUUACCUGUAUAAUAUAUUCAUCUUAUUUCCCUCUGUCUGUCAGGCGUGUUACUACCAGAUCCAGCAUGAGAAGACCACAUAAGAACCACAAAGAGUCUCUUACUGUAUACCUGCAGCAGCUCUCAGUGUAAAGUGGCAGUCAGACAGUCAGCCAAUUAGAGGGCAGGGAUCGGAGGUUUGGAGUGAUGCUGUGUCUGGGUCGUCACAGGAGGGUCACGAUGACUGACAGACAGGCUGCUGACUGUCCAUCUGCUCCCCCGUAGCAGGACCCCUUCCCCCUUACACACACACACACACACACACACACACAUACGUAAACACACACAC